Penicillium crustosum is the source of this 219-nucleotide messenger RNA. RefSeq lists its product as uncharacterized. The transcript has a single exon. The record is from RefSeq and is a predicted model, not a curated record. Lineage: Eukaryota; Fungi; Ascomycota; Eurotiomycetes; Eurotiales; Aspergillaceae. Bases 1 to 219 code for a protein of 72 amino acids.
AUGACUACCCUCCGGAUCAGUCAAUGUCUACAACUGUCCAUCCUUCAGCUGGACUUCGACGAUGUGAGAGCAACGGCAACUUGCAGGUUCUGGUUAUUGGAUUUGAUUGAAAUGGCCUUCAAGACGCUCGAGGGCAUGAAUGGCCAGCUACGGCAGGAGAUGGAGCGGAGACAGCUACACUCAAAUCCAGUCCUCGUACGUUCUGGUCGCUCAGGUUGA